AUGUUAAAUGAUAUUUUAUUUUCUUCAGACGUAUUAUCAAGUGAACUUGACAAUUUUUUUCAAGUUGCCACUACGAUUUCAUAUGAAUCAUUAGGAGUAUAUAUAUUAGAUCAAGGAUGGAGUAAUUCCGAUUAUUUUAUUAACUUAAAUCCAGCCUUUGAUAAUUUAUUCGGUGAUAAACUACUCAUAAGAUGUUUACAACAACAACCACGUCUAAUCAAUUAUGUAACAUUCACUUAUUAUGAUAGAUAUGACAAUAUAUUGAAUGAUUUUAAUGGUCGGCCAUUAGUAUAUACAUCGCGCUCUAAUAAACUUGGACAUCUUAUAGAAUCAUUACCAAGAGAAACUAACUAUUAUUAUAUUAAAGUUUUUUUUAACUUACAGUCGAACUCUGGAUUUGAUCCAAGUCAACUUUUCUUUCAUUGUUCACAAUCAACCUCAUCAACAUUAAUAGCUUCAUCGACAACACAUCCAAAGGGCAAAUCGACAGCACAUCCAAAGGCUGAAUCGACAUCACAUCCAAAGAGUAAAUCGACAGCACAUCCAAAAGGUGAAUCGACAGCACAUUCAACAAUACAUUCUUCGACGGAACACUCACCAACACAUUCUUCAACGGAGCAUUCAUCUACACAUUCAUCGACGGAACAUUCAUCGACAGAGCAUUCAUCAACAGAACAUUCAUCAACACAUUCUUCAACAGCACAUCCAUCAACAGCACAUCCAUCAACGGAACAUUCGUCAACAGAUUCACCAACAGAUUCGUCAACAGAUUCGUCAACAGAUUCGCCAACAGAUUCGCCAACAGAUUCGUCAACAGAUUCGUCCACAAAUUCAUUAACAGAUUCAUCAACACCAACAACACCAACAACAACAACAACAACAACAACAACAACAACAACAACAACAAGUCCACCUUGUAAUGUCAAUCGAUGUUGCGGUGGUUGUGUUAUUUGCUUUCAGAGUAGUACUUAUUAUUAUUGUGGUGCCCGUGGCGAUGGUAAUUUUUUUAUUUCUCUUGAUGCUGUUAAUCCUAACACUGGCUCUUCUUCUUGCGUUGGUAAUAGCGGCAGUUGUAGAGUUGGUGGAUCUACUACGGGCACCAAUUCUUUUUGUGGUUGCAUUAAUAAACUCUGUGGUUUCAACACUGGUGGUAGUUGUUCUGAUUAA
Messenger RNA from Adineta steineri, 1167 nucleotides. The record is from the annotation of a GenBank genome assembly. Lineage: Eukaryota; Metazoa; Rotifera; Eurotatoria; Adinetida; Adinetidae.